AUUUUGUUUUCUAUUGUCAAAUCACUAUUCCCAUAAUAAAAUCCUCAUGUAGUGAUUACCUAGGUAUAUUCUCUUACAUGUACCUCUCAGCAAGCCAUCGUUGAAGCCCACCGUACCUUACAACUCCAAUUAACGCACUGAGGCCAUAUAAGAGCCGCAAAAAUGAUGGAUUGUACAGCCUCUCGGAAGCCAUCACUAACCACAUUGGAUAUUUUCCACCGAAACUUGGCGACCCAGUGGAAAUUCAAGGCGUAUUGUGGGCGCGAAUAUUAUCGAACUCCUGAAAUAGUCAAAUGGAUGUUGCGCAGAGAUACUGCUGAGCCUGCGACUAACGUUGGAUUACUUCUUACUGAAGUGUACCACCAGUCAGCCUCCAUUCAUCACCCUACUUCUGGAAGGAUAUGCGAUGAAGGUGACCGCUGCUUGAUUGUGUUCGCUAUCCUCUUAGAGUUGCAUUACGGCUGCUUAAUCGACGUUUUUCAACGCUACAAGAUAAUCGACAGGCGGCUGCCUGUGCGCGAGAUAUAUACCAACCUUCUUGAGAAUGACUUAAGAAAAAGAGGUAUCCAGAACACGAAAAACUUCUGGCAACGUUUCUUGGAAAAGAUGUGGAUGUAUUACCCAUGUCCCCUAGAGCUUGGUAUGCGCGACACGUUCCUAGAUCCUGGUCGUGGGAGGUGGAUAAUGCCUUUCUGCAAAAGACAGCGCAUCAAUAUGAAGGGCGGAACAGCUGAAGUAUGGGAAGUGGCUGUUCAAGAGUGGCUGGUCCCCCGUAAGUUGGCGAUGGCGGCGGGACGGUCUGAGUAUAGGGAUAACGAACAUGGUCCAUGCUACGUAUUUGCUCUCAAAACGUUUACCCAAGAGUCCCUUGAGAUAUUUGAAUGGGAAAGGGAUGCCUACCUUGCGGUACAAGCCAAGAGGCUGCCUGGUAUGGUUAGGUUCCUCGGCGAGUACGAAAUUGACGAACAACUCGAGGAUGGAAGUGUUUGCCAUACGUGGAACAUACUUCUCGAAUAUGGUGAAGAAGACCUCGAUGAGUUCUUCGCAUCACGGCGGAAUUACCCACCAAAUCUUAACCCGGAAACACUUCAAUUCUGGAAUUCACUGGCGAACGUCGCACAAGCAUUGGAUUCAGUGCACAACCUCGAGCUCGAACGUGAGAAUGGUCGUCAUGAUUACUUCUCCGGAUGUCACUGCGACUUGAAACCUGACAAUAUCUUGAGAGUCGACGGAGAAUUCAAACUUGCAGACUUCGGAUUCGCAAAAUUCAAGCCAAAGAAUCCAGGAGGUGUCCCAAAACAGUACAUACCUGGUGGGACUGCGACCUACGGUGCCCCUGAAUGUGACCGCGCACGUCUCGAUCCUACGAUAAGCGUCUCUCAAGCAAUCGAUACUUGGUCGUUUGGUUGUGUCUUGUCCGUCUCAGCAACAUGGGUCAUACUCGGAUAUCAGGGAAUUCGUGCUUACGAUGAACUAAGGCGAAUCGCAAUCAAAAAGCUUCGAGAAAGACGAGAGGCAGGUGAGGACGUCACGGUACCAGCCGUUGACGAUGCUUUUCAUAAUGGUGUAGACGUUCUACCAGAAGUAAGGGAUUGGCAUCGCUACUUGAGAAAGGUGUUAAGGGUGGCUGAUACGAUUACCGGGCGAAUUCUUGAUCUUGUUGACGAGACCAUGCUGCUAGGAGAAUCAGCUCACCAGUCUAGAUCUUCGACUUUAUACAGUGCUAUCCAAAGUCGACUCAAUGAUGCGCAGGAUCUUUAUGAUCGACUUGUGAAGGACGGAGAACUCGAACAAGUGGCUGAAUCGGUCAAGGAGGCACUACUCAGCGUUGAGAACGAAGAAAGCUCACUAGUGAAUUCACACGCUCUGGAUGUCAACGUACCAGCGCUUUCCGCUUCACAAUAUCUGCCGAAUCCUGCCGAACGUCACCCACGCCUCAAGUCUAGCAGGAUCAAUAAGUCUAAGAGGAUCAAUGAAGUGAUUCAAGGGAGAGUUGCUCAUCGCCAAGAAGCACUGAGAGAACAAAGAAGUACCACGACCCAAGCAUCUCAAGCAAACUCCGAAAAGGAUAGCAGGUACUCUGAAACCGAGAACUCUUCCAUGUUGCCAUUGAUAUCAAGCCAGAUGGGACCUAGAGGCCGCGAAAGCAGUGCUUCAUACAACUCUACUGGCUCAACCCCAUACUUACUGGAACCAUCUGCAAUUCCAAAGCCUCUAAGGAUCUCAAACGAAAAAGAAGUUCUUACAUUAGAUUCUCCCGAAUCACCGACUUUAAGCCGCACAUUACAUAUGGAUUCAGUACAUCCAAGGUAUGGUAACUCGUUGAUCGAAAGCCCAGAUCGUGAGGAAUUCCACUUGGGAACCAGGCUUCAAUUGGAAGAACACCCGCCAACCACGAAAGAAGCUCGUUCAUCGACAAUGCCAGGAAUGGAACCCUAUAGUUCUCGGCACAAUUCGUUGAUAUCCUCUCCAUCGUACCAAUGUAACCCGAACCCCCAGUGGCCAAUACAUCAAGAACAUCAAGCACUAAAGACUAAAGAGAAAGGGUUAAGAGCGUUUUUCCCGAAGAAGCAAGAUGAGUACUUGAAGAAGUUCUUAUAUGAUCGAGACAUUAUGUUCCUUGUGGAUAAUGAUAUGACCAUGCUACCAUUAUGGGAAACAAUGACGACUGUGCUCGAGACACUGGUAGCUAAGAUUGGCCAAUUGGAUAAAAACGGGCUAGAUCUCGAGUUCACGCUUGGAAACAUCCAUAAUGCAUAUAAUGUCCCGGGCAAACAGCUUCUCGCAAAAUUCAAAGACGCCAAGAACGAUGCCUUAUCACAGCAGUACCAUAUCAACACGAAUAUGGCCAAGACGUUGACUCGUAUCUUCGAUAAGUAUUUAUCAGAUACUACGCGAGCGAAGACAUUGAUCGUACUCACCAAUGGACUCUGGAGAGGGACGGUCAAUCCUACUGAUGUCGAGGUAGCAAUUGCAGAUUUCCUUAGGAAACCAGCUCUCGCACAGAAGCUGGAGAAGCGAUGGUUUACCAUCCAGUUCAUCGCUUGUGGGAGCGAAGUUCCUAGCAUCUUGAAACAUCUCGAUGAUAAUAUCGAGAAUAAGUACUUGAUUCCGGACGUCAUCGACACGGAACAUAUAUCAGGAAAUGUGUACAAGAUGAUACUGGGAAGCUUCGUCGACGAGUAUGAUGUAGUGGCGUCAUCCCAGGCGCCACCAACACCUUCAACGAAUGCAUCGCCUCCAGGCUUGGCCUCUACACAUGCGGCAUCGCCCUCGACGCCAAGCCCCAGGACUAGACCGAACUCGUUUCGCGCAACGAGAACAUUGUCAACCAUAAAGAACAUGUUCAACUAGUGUAAUUGAUUUCAUAUGUAUCUGGGACGAUAGGGUAUCAAAUAUUUCUUAGUAUCUGGGUUAGGAAUUCUUGAACGGACUUCAUGAACAGGCGGGCAUAGAGAAGGCUUAUAUACCUAGGUAGGGUUGAAUCUACGGCUGAUUCACCGGGAAUAGCGGUUUUGAUUACUAACGAAUGUUACUAUUAUAAGGGAUCGGUAUGGCAAAAGGCAUCUUAUAUGAUU
Messenger RNA from Annulohypoxylon truncatum, 3578 nucleotides. RefSeq lists its product as uncharacterized. The transcript is spliced from 6 exons. The record is from RefSeq and is a predicted model, not a curated record. Gene Ontology annotation, molecular function: protein serine/threonine kinase activity; ATP binding. The coding region runs from base 163 to 3354 and encodes 1063 amino acids. Lineage: Eukaryota; Fungi; Ascomycota; Sordariomycetes; Xylariales; Hypoxylaceae. Gene Ontology annotation, biological process: peptidyl-serine phosphorylation; peptidyl-threonine phosphorylation.